UCUGACUGCACUAGACGUGCACACUGGUCUAGUAUACACGUUCGGUCGACACCGUGAAUUUUGGCUGUGUGGAAAAUUGCAUGAUACUGUCGUGAUUGGGACAGCAACCUGCUCUGCCUGCAGCCUGCUGUCCACAGUCUGUAGUUAUUCGAUUAAUUUAAUAUCAGAUAACGCUUAACAGAUAUUUAUUUUUUAAAUAAUAUAGUAUUAUUAGUAUUAUCUAUGUUUAUUCCACUGUCCACGAUACCAAUGAUACUAUCUUAAUCCGUCAUAAUAUUGUACACAUCAUAAUUUGACAAUUUUGAAAAAUUUCAAUAAAUUCAUAUUUUUAUUUUCGUGAUUAUGAUUUACCCGAARACAUAACUUUAAGUGUAUUGCAUAUCUAUUAGUUUCUUAUAAAUAUAUAAAAACUAUGGAUUUUCGUACAUUAGAAAAUGAAAAUCUUCCACCUUUGUCAAGUACCCCUACCGAAGUAUUAUUGCCGAAGUACCCAAUCUGGACUGUUGAGUAUUUUCAAAAGUACUUUGAUGUCACUUCAGAAGAUGUACUUGAACGUAUUAAAGGAGCAUUGGUCCCUACUUACGGAGUCAACUACUUACAACGUUACAUCAGAGCAAAACCAGAUGUGUAUGGUCCGUUUUGGAUAUGUUUAACUCUAGUGUUUUCUAUAGCCAUCAGUGGAAAUGUUGCAAAUUACAUACAAGUAGCUGCUGAUCAUGACUACCACUGGAAGUAUAAUUUCCAUGCUGUGUCUUCGGCAGCCACAGCAAUAUUUUUAUAUGCUUGGUUAUUACCUCUAAUGCUAUGGGCCUUUGUUAAGUACAAAGAGCCACAGUUUAAUCUUAGCUACUUGGAACUGCUGUGUUUGUACGGAUACUCGUUAUCAAUAUUUGUGCCGAUUUCAAUUCUAUGGGUAAUCCAAAUCAAUUGGUUGCAGUGGCUUUUGGUCGCAGCUGGCACACUGGUGUCAGGUUAUGUAAUUGUAUUUUCAAUCAUGCCUUCAUUAGGACAGAAACCAUUUGCGUUUAUAUUCUUAAUAACUAUUUUACAUUUGUUUAUGGGAACAGGGUUUAUGCUAUAUUUUUUUCAUGUCCCACCAAUACUGAAGUCUUAAAAACAAAACUCAUCAUACUUUUAUGUUCAUGUACAAUAUAAUGAUAAUAAUAAUAAUAAUAAUAAUAAUAAUUAUGUAUAAAUAU
Molecule: messenger RNA, 1199 nt
Organism: Diuraphis noxia (Russian wheat aphid)
Lineage: Eukaryota; Metazoa; Arthropoda; Insecta; Hemiptera; Aphididae
Product: protein YIPF1
Biological process (GO): vesicle-mediated transport
Cellular component (GO): membrane; Golgi apparatus
Molecular function (GO): small GTPase binding
Source: RefSeq, a predicted model, not a curated record